Messenger RNA from Penicillium olsonii, 1638 nucleotides. The record is from the annotation of a GenBank genome assembly. NCBI's taxonomy places the organism in Eukaryota, Fungi, Ascomycota, Eurotiomycetes, Eurotiales, Aspergillaceae.
AUGGAUGCCGUGCGCCCAAGUGGCGAUCAAUUCAGCCAGGUCCUUCAGGACAGUUUCACGACAUGGUCCUCCUAUCGCAAUGGAGAGGAUGGCCAACUUCCCCGACAUGCGAUAGAGCUCAACCAUCUCGUUAAUCAAACUCCACCUUUCCUCGGCGGCCUUGCUCCCUUGAACGGGGCCACAUCGUUCGCGUGCGAGGAGAAGGGUGGUCUUGUGGUCAGUGGUCGAUCAACUUGGAGAACUUCCAAGGGGAAUUGCGAUUCAGAGCCAAAGGUCAUGCCCAAGGAGCUUCUUCUGGCGGUUGGCCGUCGACUCAAUGUGAUAUUGUCGGACGAGGCUCCAUUUUCAGUUUGGCCUGGAGUUCAUGGACUCUCGGGUUAUGACCAAAGCAAUCAACUUUCAGUCCUGUAUGUCGCACGGGCAUAUAUUCUGUCUGCCCGAUGGCUUGAAUUGCUGGCUCGCUCUGCGGACCAUGAAUGCCGCAUGGCCUAUUCCAAACCAGAGAAUCUAUCGCCGCAGCUGGAUAAGCCAUCCAUAGUUGAAAUUGGAGAUGCUGGCGAAGAAGAGGCUUUCUGGUGGCGCGCUAUCCUGUCUGAUGAUUGGGAUGCGACAACCAAGUACAAGGACCGUGAGUCUUUAUCUCCAUGGUCGGUCUCAGCAAAGAAUGCAGGAUUAGUCCUACCCACAGGCGUUUUGGGUGCCGAAUCAAAUCCACCAGGCUCAGGCACUGCUCUCAAAUACCUUUCCCGUUUCUGUAUACACCAUCGUCUAUACGCUCAAUGCUCAGUUGCACUUGCCGGAGUACUUUAUAUUCCAUUUCUGCGGAAGAGAACAGUUUCCCUUCCUUUCCCAAGAUGUGUUCGACAUGAAAGAGAAGGUGUUGCUGAUGAGUUUGACGUCCCUAUCACCAAAACUCUCGACGACCACAGUGAAUUACUCUCCAAUUAUAUGACGUUGAGUUCCAAUGAAUGGGGGCUACGCUCUCUCCUUCAAAGUACAUUUUUCAACCCAGACAUUGACUGCAAUCUCGUCAGUGCAUGGUUGAAUCCGGCUUUUGCCAUUCUGAAAUCCAUCCAAAGCAAGACCUCAGUCGCUGCAUUCCUAGCAAACAGAAACCCUCGACUGGGAUCUCUAUGGCUUGGUGCAAUAUUGACUGGCCUAGCAGACUCCGUCUUACGUGACAUACGAUCGGGGAUGGUAGCUCUGGACCUCACAGCCUCUGGCUGGACCGGGAUAUCACAAUCGUUUCUGACUUCGAAGAUGGAAAAUAGCCAUGGCGAGCUCUUAAGCCGCGAUGAUGAAAGCCGGUUGCUUUAUAUACUGGCCAGUGAAGGCCACGAUAGACCUCCUUUAUGGCCUUUCAAGCCCUUCGGAUUCUCCCGGCUUGAAGACACAGACAUCGCAGUCCGAAAGCAUGCGCGAUGUGCGGGUCACUGCUUGGAAUACGAAUCUUGGGAAUGGAUCUUGACAAAUGGCAGGUUGAUUGUGAAUUCCGAAGUACAUACUAGCCAACUUGUUCGGGCUCCCGUUCCAUCUGCUAAUGGGGUAUCGACAUCGGCUGCACUUCAUGAUUAUGACUAUGAUUUCGAUUCGCAGGACCUUUCUGAAGGUUUCACAUAUGGGAUAUUGGAUGGUUAA